This is a messenger RNA of Teleopsis dalmanni, 1177 nucleotides long. RefSeq names its product eukaryotic translation initiation factor 6 (gene eIF6). The transcript has a single exon. Gene Ontology annotation, molecular function: ribosomal large subunit binding. The coding region runs from base 331 to 1068 and encodes 245 amino acids. Gene Ontology annotation, biological process: maturation of 5.8S rRNA; ribosomal subunit export from nucleus; maturation of LSU-rRNA. Lineage: Eukaryota; Metazoa; Arthropoda; Insecta; Diptera; Diopsidae. The record is from RefSeq and is a predicted model, not a curated record. Gene Ontology annotation, cellular component: cytosol; nucleolus; preribosome, large subunit precursor.
AUAGUUUUAAAAUAUAUUUAUUAAAAGUUUUGUUAUUGUGUGACGUGAAAAAAAUAUGGAUAAAAAUUGAAUGGCGUAAAGUGUUUUAAGUACAACCCUGUGUGGUGAAUAGUUGAAAAUACACGCAUACAUACGAAAAUGCUUGAAAUUGUUUGACAUUUCGGCAAAAUUGCUUGUAGUUACCACGUGAAGUUAAAUAAAAAAGAAUUUCAUCACUGUUAGAAAACUCUCAUCCAUAAAAGCAAGGAUCGAAACAGAAAUCAUAAUUAAUCAACAAAUACUAGUAAGAUUUUAUCAACAUAUAAGCAGCUUCAUUGAUAAAAAAGGAAUAUGGCUUUACGUGUGCAAUUUGAAAACAAUGACGAUGUUGGCGUCUUCAGUAAACUAACAAAUUCAUAUUGCUUGGUUGCAAUUGGUGGAUCCGAAGCUUUUUACAGUGUAUAUGAAUCAGAAUUGGCAGAAACGAUACCAGUUAUACAUGCUUCGAUUGGUGGAUGCCGGAUAAUUGGGCGUAUUUCGGUUGGAAAUAAAAAUGGACUGUUAGUCCCGAAUUCCACAAGUGAUGUGGAAUUACAACAUUUACGCAAUUCUCUUCCGGAAACAGUCAAGGUACAGCGUGUAGAAGAGCGUUUAUCAGCGUUGGGAAAUGUUAUAGCAUGCAAUGAUUACGUUGCUCUAGUGCAUCCCGAUCUCGACAAAGAAACUGAAGAAAUUAUUGGUGACGUACUAAAUGUAGAAGUAUUUCGGCAAACUAUUGCUGACAACACACUUGUCGGCUCGUACACAGUGCUUAGCAAUCAAGGUGGAAUGGUGCAUCCUAAAACUAGUAUACAAGAUCAAGAUGAACUGUCAUCAUUGCUACAAGUUCCUCUCGUCGCUGGUACGGUAAAUCGUGGCAGUGAAGUUUUAGCUGCUGGUAUGGUAGUAAAUGACUGGAUUUCCUUCGUGGGCAUGAAUACAACAGCAACGGAAAUUUCUGUUAUUGAAAGUGUAUUCAAAUUAAAUCAAGCACAGCCGGCAACUGUCACAACCAAAUUGCGUGCUGCACUCAUUGAACAACUAUCAUAAAAUAAUUUAAUGUUUGCAGAAAUUAGUUUAUAUAUUAUACAUAUUAGGACAACCCUAAAUUUUGUUAUUCACAAACAAUAUAAAUAAAUAUAUUUUUUAAUAAUGUAAA